CCGUUUGGCUCGUUUGCCUUGUUUGCCUGCAACGGUACCAACUCGCGCGGUGCUAGACGCGUCAGCUGAGGCUCUAUCCGAUCAAUCUCCGAACAAUUUUACACGCAAAAUAAAAGGAGAAACACCCUGUCUUCUCCACCGAUUAAAAGGAGUUCCCAGAACGGGGAUUUAGAAAGGAUGGCAGCUCUCGCGAUGCUCAGAACUCUACGGAAUCGCUCCUUUACUUCGUUCUCGCCACUCCGACUCCCCAUUCGCAGCGCCCUUUCCAGAUUCAUUAGCACAUUGGUUGUAGCUGAACAUGAUGGUGGAUCUAUAAAACCAUCAUCUUUGAGUGCAGUAGAAGCUGCAGCAGCUAUUAGUAGAGAAAAUUCUAUUUCCGUUCUCUUGGGUGGGUCAGGUCCAGACAUUGGAAAAGCUGCUUUGCAAGCUGCAUCAAGUCAUCCUUUGAUUUCCCAGGUGCUUGUUGCUGAUGCAGAUAUAUUUUUGCAUCCUCUAGCUGAAACUUGGGCUGAACUUGUUCAUCUGGUUCAACAAAAAGGUGGUUAUUCACACAUAAUUACUGCUUCAAAUUCAUUUGGGAAGAAUAUUCUACCACGUGCUGCAGCUCUGCUUGAUGUCUCACCUGUUACAGAUAUCACUGAAAUAUCUGAGCCACAUCUGUUUGUAAGGCCAAUAUAUGCUGGAAAUGCUCUUUGUACUGUUCGUUAUGUUGGCAAAGAUCCUUGCAUGAUGACCAUUAGGUCCCCAUCAUUCCCCAUGCACUCUGAAUCAGCUGAGCCAAAAUCUGAAGCAGCACCUAUCUCUCAGGUUGAUCUCUCAACCUUUAAUGAAGAAUUCUUUGGGAAGUCUCGGUGGUUGAAACUUGCAUCUCAGGAUACAGAACGACCAGAUCUAGGAAAUGCACGUGUUGUGGUCACAGGGGGCCGAGGGUUGAAAAGUGCCGAGAACUUCAAAUUAUUAGAGAAGCUUGCUGAAAAGCUGGGUGCAGCAGUUGGGGCCACUCGAGCUGCUGUGGAUGCAGGAUUUGUGCCGAAUGAUCUCCAGGUUGGUCAGACUGGAAAAAUUGUUGCUCCAGAACUGUAUAUGGCUUUUGGGGUUUCAGGAGCCAUCCAACACUUGGCUGGAAUGAGAGAUUCAAAGGUCAUUGUGGCUAUAAACAAAGAUGCAGAUGCACCCAUAUUUCAGGUUGCAGAUUAUGGGCUUGUUGCUGAUUUAUUUGAUGUAAUCCCAGAAUUGAUAGAGAAGCUGCCAGAAAAGAAGUGAUCCAUCUGCUAAUAAAAUUCAUUUCCUCAAGACAGCCUGUUUUAUGAAGACUUGAUCCAAGCUGUAUGAAUGAGGAAGGCAAAGUUUCUGGAUUUCUUGCAAAGAAAUGCAUCAUCAAAUUUUACAGUCUCCAUGUCCUGAUGACUGGAAAAGUAAAAUAAGAAACACUACUUGAUGCAAGUCCAAAAGGUUAUACCUGCAGAAACCUCUCAUUAUGGCAUCAGAGUAAAAUCUUGGAUGCCGUGGAUUUCAUGGGAUUUUUCUGAACUAUUGAAUGAAAGAGUAGUGGGAUAUGUAAGAAUCAUGACUGUGUAAUAUAAUAUUCUCAUAUAAAGCCAUCAGCUAUGAUUCAAAGAGGCCUUGAUCUUUC
Molecule: messenger RNA, 1633 nt
Organism: Elaeis guineensis (African oil palm)
Lineage: Eukaryota; Viridiplantae; Streptophyta; Magnoliopsida; Arecales; Arecaceae
Product: electron transfer flavoprotein subunit alpha, mitochondrial
Biological process (GO): fatty acid beta-oxidation using acyl-CoA dehydrogenase
Cellular component (GO): mitochondrion
Molecular function (GO): flavin adenine dinucleotide binding; electron transfer activity
Source: RefSeq, a predicted model, not a curated record